GGGACAUCCGUGCUGCAGUUGCUGAGCACAGCAGCAGAGUUGCUGCAGCAGCAGCAGCAAAGUCAGGAGACCCUGCAUUAAGCUGGGUGCUGAAAGUGUCUCCUCCCUGCAGCAGACAAAGAGAGACAGCUGAUGAUGCUGCUGUUGUCUACUGCCGCAAGACCUCUGAGCUGCUGUCUCUGUCUCCGAUGCAGCACAGACAUUCUCUUAAUUUGCAAGAAGAUAUACUCAGUCCGUCAGUGCUGCGACUUUUUAACAGCAGUUUUGACUUCCAAAGCUUUGAGAGAGACUUAAUACCUCAUCUCCUUAAACAAACCCUCAGACUAGACACUGUAUACUGCUAUAUUCUUGAAGCGAAGGCCCCGAGCAUCAGCAUUAGCAGCCUCAACAGCAGCAGCAGCAGCAGCAGCAGCAGCAGCAGCAGCAGCAGCAGCAGCAGUCCAACGUAUCUAUACACCGCACGAAGCCCUAGAGGCUACCAAUGCAUGCAGCGCGAUGUCUUAGAGCGCUGGGCAUUCCCAGUGACGCCUGACUCGCAUGCGCUGCAAGGUCAAGAGUAUUUGAGAUAUAGAGGCAACGGCGUCUAUCAAGCUUCGAGUGUAUCUGCAGGUGUAGGGGGUCGCCUGGGGCCGCUCGUCUCUGUUGGAGGAGACAGCUGCAUCGGCGAGGAGACAGAAAUUAGAGACAGCGUCGUAGGGCGCUGCUGCAGCAUAGGACGCUGCUGCAGCAUCAGCGGCUCUUUGCUGCUGGAUGGGGUCGUUGUUGAAGACAAUGUGUGCAUUAGAGACAGCUUUAUUGCUGCUAAUUGCGUUAUUAAAAAGGGUGCAUGCAUUAAUAGAGGCUGUCUCCUUGCUGCUAAUGUUACAGUUGGUCAGCAAGUUGUGCUGCAGCCCUACACCCGCUGCUGCUCUACUACUGCACCUGCGCUGCAGCAGCAGCAGCAGCAGCAGCAGCAGCAGCAGCGGGAAAACGCCUCUGUCAAGGCAGAAACUGCGGCUGCUGCAACGGCCAAUACAUCAGCAGCAGCAGCAGCAGAAGGAGCAGCAGCAGCAGCAGCAAAUGCUUCCCUAGGGCCUGAUGGCUGCGGUGUUAUAUACAACAAUUUGCUGCAGUCACCGAAGGAGACAGAAGCAUGCAGCAUUGGGGUCUCCGUGCUGCCGCGCAUCCGUCUCCCUCUUCCUAAAUUCGAUGCUGAUGAUGAUGAUGAGACGGGGGCCACAGGUGUAGCAGUGAGUGUUGCUGCUGCUGCUGCUGCUGUUCAUCAAGAGCUGCAGCAGCAGCAGCAGCAGCAACAGCAGCAGCAAAAGGUUGUUUCUUGCGUGUUUUUGCUGCAGACAGAGUCUUGUGUAUCGGAUGCAUGCAGCAGCAUUAGCGACAGUGAUAUGCCCUCAGGCGCACCCCGCACCGGCCAAGAGGAGGAGGGUUUUGCUGCUGAGAUAGCAGCAAUGUGUUUAGAGGCGCUGCGACAGCCGCAGCAGCAGCAGCACAAAAUCUUAGAGAUGAAGGCAUAUCGCUUAGCCUGCAACAAAACAGACAGUGAUGUCGCUGAAGUUAUAUUCAAGACGCUGCUGCAGCAGCUAGCAAUGGUUGCUCCCAGAAGCAAACAAGGUUGGAGCGACUAUGUUGCAUCUCAUCGCUGCAGCUCUUUGCUGUCUCCUUUCUUAGCAGCAGGCGGCAGAGACAGUCUGUCUUUGUUUCUGUUGUGGGGUGAGGCUUUAUCUUUUUGUGCUGCUGCUGCAGUUAAUUAUACAACAGCUGAAGGCGAGGAAGCAACAGCAGCAAACCCUUUCGAGGGCCCACGAGGAUUCUGCGAAGCAGCAGAGCUGCUGCAUGCAGCAGAUAUAUUUGAUGUAGAGACAUCUCUCCCCCAGUGGGCUGCUGCUGCUGCUGCUGCUGCUGCUGCUGCUGCUGAUGCAGCAGGUGGAGCAGCAGCAACAACAACAACAGGCACAGGAGCAACGAAGACUGCUCCUGCUGCUGCUGCUGCCAACGGUGCAGCACCAGCAGCAGCAGCAGCAGAUGGGGAGGAUGCAACAGCAGCAGAAGCAGCAACAGUAGCAGCACAAAGCCUGAAAGGGUUAUCUUCUGCUGCUGCUGUGCUGCCCUAUCUACAAAACCCUCGGCUGCAAGCAUUCAUACAGUGGCUCGAAGAAGAUGUUGAUGAGUCGCAGGAGACGGGUGUCCCGCCGCCUAAAGCCACCAACAGCAGCAACAGCAGCAGCAACAACAGCAGCAGCAACAACAGCGACGGCGAUAGCAGCAGCAGCAACAGCAGCAGCAACAGCAGCAGCAGCAGCAGCAACAGCAGCCACAGGGACCUUGCUGCGCCACUAUCGAACCGUUUGUUGAACGACGUGUCUUUCAGUGCGGCAGCAGAAGCAGCAACAGCAGGAACAGCAGCAGCAGCAGCAACAGCAGCAGCAGCAACAACAACAGCAGCAACAACAGCAGCAGCAGCAACAGCAGCAGCAGCAGCAGAAAGAGCAGCAAGAAAAGUAGCAUCAGCAACAGAAGCAACAGGAGCUGCAGCGCGAGCUGCAGCCUAUAUCUCCUGCCUUCCCUCCUGCACAAUGCUGGGGCCUUUAUUAUCCGCUCGUCGUUUUUUGUCUCCUUCAUCAUGCUGCAGUCUCCUUUCACGUCAUACAGCAGCAGCAGCAGCAGGAUCAGGAUCAGCAGCAGCAGCAGCAGCAGCAGCAGCAGCAUCAGGACAACGAAGGGGAUAUGUGCACUUCUCAAGAGCGUUGCCUGAAGACUAUGAAUUGCCUGUCGACACGAUGCCUAGCGAUAUUAAGAAGUUAUUGUCGUCAGACUUUAAACAGUUAAACUUCAUCGACAGCUACUGGUACUGGAGGCUGCGAGCUGAGGCCUCGCUGCUCAGCCCCUCAUCGCUUGUUAACAAAUCUUAUAAACAAAUUGCACGGGACCUCGGCUUACAAGUUGUGUCUGAAGAGAAUGAGCAUAUGGUUGGUGUCUUAGAGUUAUAUGAGUAUUUAAAGACUGCUCCUUUCGUCGGGCCUUUCGGCACUGUAGAGAACCCCGUACUCGUACCCUCUGUGCACACAGAAAGACGGCAAAGACCCCUUUCCUAUAGACCCAGAUCACUCGGCAACAAGGUGCCUGAGAAGUUAGCGGAAGACUUGAAAGCCAUUGACAGAAACCCUCGAGAGAAGGUUUAUGAUAUUUAA
Messenger RNA from Eimeria acervulina, 3185 nucleotides. RefSeq names its product cytochrome c oxidase, putative. The annotation marks the transcript as partial. The transcript has 13 exons. Gene Ontology annotation, molecular function: guanyl-nucleotide exchange factor activity; translation initiation factor binding; translation initiation factor activity. Gene Ontology annotation, cellular component: eukaryotic translation initiation factor 2B complex. The record is from RefSeq and is a predicted model, not a curated record. Lineage: Eukaryota; Apicomplexa; Conoidasida; Eucoccidiorida; Eimeriidae.